AAAGCAGCGUUAUUAUCUCUUUAUUCCCCAUUUUGUUGUGUUUCGUACAUUACAUCGUUCUCUGAUCCAUACAUUAUUUCAGCGUGUGGUUGUUCACAUGGUGAAAUGGAUAAGAUUUACGCGACUCUGGCAGAAAUUGAGCGAAGAGAAGGCUAUAAUUUCGAUUUACUUAUUUGUUGUGGAGACUAUGAAGCUGUCAGAAAUUAUGGAGAUUUGAAACAUAUGCAUGUACCAGAGAAAUAUCGGAAUCUCCAAACAUUUCAUCGAUAUUAUUCAGGCGAAAUAGAAGCUCCGGUAUUGACAGUUUUUGUUGGAGGAAAUCACGAAGCAUCUGGUUUUUUGCAAGAAUUACCGUAUGGUGGUUGGGUUGCACCGAAAAUUUAUUUUAUGGGACAUGCAGGUGUUAUAAAGUUUGGAGGUUUAAGAAUAGCUGGUCUUUCUGGUAUUUAUAAUAAAAAUGACUUCGAUAUGGGUCAUUGGGAACGUCCGCCAUUUACGAAUUAUGGGGCGCUGGUAUCGGCUUACCAUGUUCGUUCAGUUGAUAUGUUCCGUCUGAAGCAGCUAAAACCGAAAAAUUCGAAAGGACCCUUAAUAGAUAUUAUGAUAACGCAUGAUUGGCCCGCAGGCAUUGCCUGUUAUGGUGAUGUCGAACAGCUGCUGAGAUUAAAGCCUUAUUUUAAAGAUGAUCUGGAAAGGAAUGCUAUAGGCAAUCCUAUUUCGAUGAAUCUUCUACAUCCACGUUACUGGUUAGCUGCUCAUAUGCAUUGCUUUUUUGCAGCCUUAGUUCCUCAUUCUGAUAAGAAUGAUACUGAAGAUGUUUUUGAGCCUACCAGAUUUUUGUCAUUAGACAAACCACUUCCCCGAAGACAUUUUUUACAGGUUUUAAACUUUAAAGUCCAUCAAGAUGAACCACUUCAUCUUUCUUAUGAUCCAAUAUGGUUGGCAAUUUUAAAAUCAACAGAUAAAUUCACAUCAGCAACUAAAAAUAUAUCUUAUAUGCCAUCACAACAUAAUCGAAAUGAGCGAUGGGACUUUAGGCCAACUGAAGAAGAACUUGAAGAAAUUAAAAAAAUAUUUGAUGGAGAUUUCAAAAUUCCCAUGAAUUUUAAAAUGACAGCUCAACCGCAUAAAGAAAGUGAACACAUUGACAGUGCUCAAGAAAUUUAUUACAGAAAUCCUCAGUCGGCAGAAUUUUGUUCCAAACUUGGAAUUCAAGAUUUAAAUGCAAUGCUUUGUUCACUAUCAAAGGAUGGGGUCGGUGUUCCAUAUUAUCUCAGGACUAGCGAUAAUUUGCAUAAUGAUUCAGGAAACAAAGCUGUCUACGAUAAAAAUAUGGUAACUAUUAGCACUUAUUCAUCUUUAGAAAAUAUACAACAUCUUUAG
This is a messenger RNA of Thelazia callipaeda (thelaziosis nematode), 1383 nucleotides long. The record is from the annotation of a GenBank genome assembly. Lineage: Eukaryota; Metazoa; Nematoda; Chromadorea; Rhabditida; Thelaziidae.